UGUUGCCUCAGUAAGCGAAUUAGGCUUUAAAAACCAAGGCAACAUCCUUUCUGACACUCAGCUGACAGUGAACCAUUGAGCCUGUUUCAUUGAACACUGCAGUGUCUUGCAUUAACCUAGAACUACGAGCUAGAAUGGAGUAUAACCAUGCUGCAGAGAUGAAUGGAGUAGUGUCAGAUUACCUGAACAUGUGCAUUGAGUCCAAGCAUAAUGAUUUGUGCAAAGAGAAAGACACCAAAGAGGCCGCAGAUUCAAAAAAGCUGUCUCUGAUUGAGAAAUCUUAUGGCACCAUACUGAGUGAGCUUGGAGAGGACGUGGACCGAGAGGGACUCAGACGUACACCACUGCGUGCAGCCAAAGCCAUGCAGUUCCUCACCAAAGGCUACAAGGAAACCACCAAAGAUAUCUUAAAUGAUGCAAUCUUUGAUGAAAACCAUGAUGAGAUGGUGAUUGUCAAGGAUAUCGAGCUGUAUUCUCUCUGUGAACAUCACCUGGUUCCCUUCUUUGGAAAGGCUCACAUAGCAUACCUCCCAAACAAGAAAGUGGUGGGUCUUAGCAAACUUGCAAGAAUUGUUGAGAUCUACAGCAGGAGACUUCAAGUUCAGGAGCGUCUUACCAAACAAAUUGCUUCAGCCAUCUCCGAAGCGCUGGAGCCUGCUGGCGUGGCAGUGGUGAUUGAGGCUGUUCACAUGUGCAUGGUGAUGAGAGGUGUGCAGAAGAUGAAUGCCAGUACUAUCACGAGUGUCAUGCUCGGAGGAUUUCACGAUGAUCCAAGGAUCAGAAAGGAGUUUAUUGCUCUAACAUUGAAGAAGUGAAGGGUACGACAGCCAGCAGUUCAACAGAGGGAAUUCUUUUUUACAAGCAACUGUUGAAUAAUGAACCUCUGACAUAGUUUUUUUUAAGUGUUUUUGUAAACAUUUAUCCUGUUUUAAAUUACAAGGAAUGUCUUUGAAAAAAUACACCGGAACUUCUAGUGGUAAAUUAAUAAUUGUUGGUAAAGUUUAAUUAAUGUAUUGUCAACAUAGUGCUUAUAAUUUCACAUGCAAAUGUACACUGAAAAUAAACACUGCUGUAAAAGUA
Molecule: messenger RNA, 1080 nt
Organism: Scophthalmus maximus (turbot)
Lineage: Eukaryota; Metazoa; Chordata; Actinopteri; Pleuronectiformes; Scophthalmidae
Product: GTP cyclohydrolase 1-like
Exons: 6
Coding region: 135-815 (226 amino acids)
Biological process (GO): tetrahydrofolate biosynthetic process; tetrahydrobiopterin biosynthetic process
Cellular component (GO): cytoplasm
Molecular function (GO): zinc ion binding; GTP binding; GTP cyclohydrolase I activity
Source: RefSeq, a predicted model, not a curated record